This is a messenger RNA of Ziziphus jujuba (common jujube), 1958 nucleotides long. RefSeq names its product transcription factor UNE10. The transcript is spliced from 6 exons. The record is from RefSeq and is a predicted model, not a curated record. Gene Ontology annotation, cellular component: nucleus. NCBI's taxonomy places the organism in Eukaryota, Viridiplantae, Streptophyta, Magnoliopsida, Rosales, Rhamnaceae. Gene Ontology annotation, molecular function: protein dimerization activity. Bases 184 to 1668 code for a protein of 494 amino acids.
AUAUAUAUUUUUAUAUACUCUCUCUCUCUCUCUCUCUCUCUCCAAAUAAUUUUACAUAUAUGUGUAGCGUGCAGAAACAAAUAAAAGUGUGAUUGUAGAACAAGAAGAUAGUACGUCUUCCACCAUUUUUUUCUUCAUAUUCCACACCAAUACCAAGUCAGACUCAAGAGCUUCAUUCUGAAAAUGAGCCAGUGCGUUCCAAGUUGGGAUGUGGAUGAUCAUAGUCCCUCAGCAGCAGCUAGGCUCUCUUUCCGUUCCCAAUCCAAUUCCACUACAGCUCCAGAUGUUCCAAUGUUGGACUACGAGGUAGCAGAGCUAACAUGGGAAAACGGGCAGAUAGCUAUGCACGGCUUAGGUCCACCGCGAGUGCCCGUCAAACAUUUGUCGACGGUGACAACCAACUCUUCGGCUUCCAAGUACAGCUGGGAGAAGCCACCCCCCGGUGGCACCCUCGAGGCCAUAGUCAAUCAGGCCACCAGAUUGCCCCUCCCAAAGCCCCCUUUCCACGACACUGGCGGCGGCGCCGCUACUGACGAACUAGUCCCUUGGUUUGACCAAUAUCGUGCCGCUGCCGCUGCUGGUGCUGCAGCCGACGCUAUGGUCCCUUGCGCCAAAGGAACCAACAACAAUAACAACAACAACAACAAAAACAACAGCGUCGAUCAUGCUGCUGCCGCCACUAUCGACACCGGGCCGGGAGGACUUGGCACGUGCGUGGUGGGGUCCUCCACUGGUGUUAGGUCACGUGGUGGCGCCGCCACCCAGGAUGAGAAUGCAGUCAUUCCGGAGAAACGCGCUAGGGUGGCGCGUGUGGCCGUGGCGCCCGAGUGGAGUAGCCGGACUGAUCCAAGUGUGAGUAUCAGUGUGAGCGGUACCUUUGGGAGGGAUACGGUGGAUACCUGUGAGAGAGAUGUGGGUGUGGAUUUCACUUCUACUUCACAUGGAUCGCCGGAAAACACCAGCUCCGGCGUGCCUUGUACAAAGGCAACCACCGCUGAUGACCACCACUCCGUUUGCCAUAGCAUAGCACCGAGGGAGGCAGGUGAUGAAGAGGACAAAAAGAAAGGGACUGGAAAAUCCUCAGCUUCCACUAAAAGGAGUAGGGCUGCUGCGAUACAUAAUCAAUCUGAACGAAAAAGGAGAGACAAGAUCAAUCAAAGGAUGAAAACAUUGCAGAAGUUAGUACCAAAUUCCAGCAAGACGGAUAAAGCUUCAAUGCUGGAUGAAGUAAUCGAAUACCUUAAACAACUGCAAGCUCAAGUACAAAUGAUGAGUAGAAUUAACAUGCCGGCUGUGAUGAUGCCAAUGGCCGUGCAACAACAACUUCAGAUGUCCAUGAUGAAUCCUAUGGGGAUGGGGAUGGGGAUGGGCAUGGGCAUGGGAAUGGGUAUGGGCAUGGACAUGAACUCAAUUGGCAGGACAAACAUCCCCGCCGGCAUCUCUCCGGUUCUUCAUCCUGCAGCUGCAGCAUUCAUGCCUAUGACUACUUCAUGGGAUGGCCCCAGUGACCGGCUUCAAGGCACUGUGGCACCAGUAAUUCCUCCUGACCCCAUGUCUGCAUUCCUUGCAUGCCAAUCACAGCCCAUGACCAUGGAUGCUUAUAGUAGGAUGGCUGCAAUGUAUCAGCAGCUUCAUCAAGUCCCUCCAGCUUCAAGUUCCAAGAGCUAAUCGAGUAUUGAACUAGGUCCAUUUGCAUAUAAAAUGCUAAAGAUUGGUCAUAGAUAUUCCUAUUCUCGGGCAUGUAUUGUGGUAAGGAAGCUAGAAUACAUAGCAGCAUGAGAUGUGAAAUCCAUGAGAACGUGGAUGUGAAUGGUAGUUUUGGUGGGGGAAUAUAAUUAAUGAGCUUUUAGCUCGAAGAAGCGAACCAAUGUUAAUUAUUUUAUGGAUGAGGUCGAUGUUGAUACAUUCAUGUGUACAAUUUUAAGUUUCCAAUUAAUUAUUUAGGUUAUGUUUGUUAA